ACUUUGUGCAUCGCCUGCAGCCAGCUGGAAUCACAAGCGCCACUCCAGGGACCCCGAUGAAACCCCAUCCGCUGCCCGGGCUGGGGGAGCUAUAAAUAAAGAGCUCGGGGAGCCCAGCACCAGGCCCUGCACCCCCCCUUCUCCAGCCUCUGGUCUCAGCCUCUCCUAUGAAGGGGAUGGGGGGCACCCCAGACACGAUGGGGCCUGGGUCCUGUGAUUAGACCAGACCCUGGGUUGGGGGGGCACUGCUCAGACAGGACCUCAACCCCCACGGAACGCAGCCCGCCCCGCCCCAGGGCAGGCAUCUCCUCCCUCCAGAGCAGACCCCCAGACGGGGGUGAAUGGGGGGCGAGCCUGAGUGCCCUCCAGGAGAGCGAAUCGGAUCCCAGCUGAGCCCACCCUGGUCCUACCCUCGAGGGGCUCAGCCACAGGCCACCACUGUCCCCUCCCCAGUCAGCGAGCAGGGGGCAGGGGUCUCCCCACGUGACAGCUGAGGAAGCUGAGGCCCAGAGCUGCUGAAGGGCUGCCAGGAACCCUGUCCAGGGCUCCCUGCCCCCAACCUUCGACCCCAGGGCCUCCAGCCGCUGUCUAGCCCGCCUAGGGCCUGGGGGCACUGGCCCGUCCUCCAGGCAGAGGGAGCAUGUUCUAGAAGGUACUGCUACCCCGUGAGCUCUCAGAUGCCCAAGGAGUCUCAGUGCCUCCUGCACCCGCUGGCCCUGCCGCCCACGAGAUCUGAAACAGCUGCCGGGCCCAGGCCCCGGAACCCAACCCACCCUGGGGACAGCAACCCGAGAGCUGCAGCCCACGAGGGCGAUGGACAUGGACUUCGCCCACAUGAAGGCAGCCUUGGCCAUGGGCACGUCCCUCUUGGACAAGGACAUUGAGCUGCUGCCCCCAGACAUGAGGCACCACGGUGCCUUCAACCACCUCAACUUCUUCGAGCACAUGCGGAAGUUCCAGGCCUUGGGGCAGCUGGACGCCGUGAUCCGCAAGGCCUUCCAGACGCUGGACAAGGACAGGAGCGGCUUCAUCGAGUGGAAUGAGAUCAAGUACAUCCUGUCCACCGUCCCCAGCAGUGGGCCCACUGCCCCCCUGACAGACGAGGAAGCAGAGGCCAUUAUGCUGGCGGCUGACGCAGACGGGGACGGCAGGAUCAACUUUGAAGAAUUUUCGGACUUUAUCAAAAAGGAGAAAAUUCCAAAGAAGUAGUAGUGACACCAGCCCCGGCUGACUGAAGCCCUCAACGUGCCCACGGGGCCCCAGGGGCGCAGUGGGGCAGCCUGUGGGGCCGAAAAGAAACAGUGUUCCAUGAGCAGCGUGUCCUGGCAUGUCUGUGCAUGGCCGUGAC
This is a messenger RNA of Choloepus didactylus (southern two-toed sloth), 1348 nucleotides long. RefSeq names its product parvalbumin like EF-hand containing (gene PVALEF). The record is from RefSeq and is a predicted model, not a curated record. Gene Ontology annotation, cellular component: nucleus; cytoplasm. Bases 814 to 1209 code for a protein of 131 amino acids. The transcript is spliced from 5 exons. Gene Ontology annotation, molecular function: calcium ion binding. Lineage: Eukaryota; Metazoa; Chordata; Mammalia; Pilosa; Megalonychidae.